AUGGUUUUGUGCUGGGUUGUUGGAUGUUGCCAUUACAACGAAAAAGAUUGUUGCAAAUUCUAUCGCUUUCCAAUAAAUUUGAAAGAAAAAAAAUGGAUAGAGUUGAUAAGAAGAACUGAUGAACCUAAGACAGGAGCUCGCGUAUGCAGCUGUCACUUUGUAGAGGGUAAAAAAGAAAAUGGACCAACAAUCCUCCCCCAUCGUCCUCAUCAGUUUGGUACAUAUCACUUGACACCUGAGAAAAAAAGAUUUCUCCAAAUUGAAAUUAAAAUAUCUUGGCAUAAAAGUAAACUGUUUAUUUAUUUCCUUAUUUUUUUUCUUAAUGUGUUUUACAGUUUAAAGUUGAACGAUAAUAACAAUGCUUCAAAUGGUUCAAUAGUUUCAGAAGUUCAAAAUUAUUUUCUCCAAAAAGAAAAUGAAGCAAUGAAAAUUGAACUAAGACAUUUAGGAAUAAAAUUUAAUUAUGCAAAUUUAAAUCAAAAUUAUGAACUGUUAAAUUCUUACACUGGUUUACCUUCAAACUCAGUGUUUCAAGCGCUUUAUAAUUUAGUAAAAUCAUUGAAUAUUGAAUAUCAUUUAAUGUGCUACCGGGUUCCAGGUGAUCUAAUUCUAGCAGAUAAAGGGUUUCUAAUUAGAGAUAUAUUACCACCAGGAGUAUCAUUGAAUAUCCCUCCAUUUUUAGACACUCCACAAUUUACUCCUAAUCAAGUAGUACAGACUGAAACAAUAGCAAAAGCUAGGAUACAUAUUGAAAGAGCAAUUCAAAGAAUAAAAUGCGACUCAAUACUAGAUGUUAUUCCUUUUUCGAUGCUUAAACAAGCAGAAAGUAUUUUUCAAGUGGUUGCGGCGUUAACAAAUUUGCAGCCUCCACUUAUUAAAGAAAUUCAAACCCGCAUGUGA
Macrosiphum euphorbiae (potato aphid) is the source of this 900-nucleotide messenger RNA. Lineage: Eukaryota; Metazoa; Arthropoda; Insecta; Hemiptera; Aphididae. The record is from the annotation of a GenBank genome assembly.